Messenger RNA from Nelumbo nucifera (sacred lotus), 2095 nucleotides. RefSeq names its product GATA transcription factor 8-like. Gene Ontology annotation, molecular function: sequence-specific DNA binding; zinc ion binding. Gene Ontology annotation, cellular component: nucleus. Gene Ontology annotation, biological process: cell differentiation; positive regulation of DNA-templated transcription. The record is from RefSeq and is a predicted model, not a curated record. Lineage: Eukaryota; Viridiplantae; Streptophyta; Magnoliopsida; Proteales; Nelumbonaceae.
AAAGACAGCUAGCAAUGAAGGAGGAGGCUCACCUACCAGAAUUAGUCACCGCAUACUUCUCCUCACGUUCUUUCCCCCCCUUUUUAGGGUUUGUUUCUCUCCUCCCCCACUCUUUCAUACUUAUUCCUCCUCCUCCUCCUCCUCCUCCUCUUUCUCUAUCUCUCUCUCCUUCCACUCUACUCAUACAAUAUUAUAGUUAGAAGUAGGAGCUAGCCACUUCAUUGUCGUUGUUGCUCUUUCAUUUGAUUCCAACAAGCUUUGUUGCAAUUCUGGGGAGUUAUCUCGGAAGAAUAAGGCUUAUGCUUUGCUUUAUGUGGAUUCUUGCAAUUUUGGGCGGGAAUUAGGAUUUUAAUAUAGGAGUUGAGCUAAUUGGUGGACUUCUGUAGCUCUUGCCACCAGUUCUACUUAAACUCGACCUUUUAGACUUCAUUAUAGAAUUUGAUUUGUCACGCGCUCAGUUUGUUAGAAUUUUUUGCCCGAGUCUAUCAUUCAUACAAGCUACUAGAAUUUUUGGACAAAACAGCAACUGUACCGAAUCUUGAGCUUCCGCUUUCAAAUUACAGUUCGAACGUCUGAUUUUUCGUUCCUUUUAUCACUUCCCUACAAUUGCGAGGAGAAAGAAUUGUUAUUGCCCAAAUCCAAGCAAAGGGAAAAAUAGAGAGCUACGGGAGAUCUAAGCUGAUAGUCCAUUUUGAUUUCCAAGUGAAAGAGAAGAUGAUAGGGUCAACGAAUGAUCUACUGGAUGUAUGCGGGGAUUUUUUCGACCAGAUAGAUGAUUUGCUGGACUUUUCCACGGAAGACAUAGAGGCUGGAGCUGGAGAAAACUACAUUACUUCAUGGACUACCGUACCACCCGACACUAUGAUUGGGGCUCCAGACUCGGUUUUUUCCGGCUACAGCGACAGAAGCUCUUCCGAGCUUGCCACAGAACUCUCUGUUCCGUAUGAAGAAAUUGCUCAGUUGGAAUGGCUGUCAAACUUCGUCGAGGAUUCAUUCUCUGCCGGGAGCAGCGUCACCCUGGACAAAGACUCUUUCAAUGACCACAAAAACAAUGAUUCCCACCGGUUCCAGACUUCCAGCCCUGUGUCUGUCCUUGAAAGCAGCAGCUCGUGUUCUGGCGGUGGAAGGACCAUGCCUCUCAGCCCUGAAACCGUGGUCCCUGGCCGCGCCCGCAGCAAGCGCCCACGCCCUGCAACUUUCAACCCUCGGCCUGUUAUUCCACUCAUCUCUCCUACCUCUUCCAUAAUGGAACCCAACCAACCGUUAUCUGCGUCUGAAUUGGAGAAUUAUGCAGAAUCCCGACCAACAAAACCAACAAAGAAGAUACGAGCAGAUGAGGCAAUGGAACAGAAGAAGAAAAAAAAGAAGUUAUCGCUUAUAGCAGGUUCAGCAGAGCAAUCUGUUUCGCAGCCAAUCGCCAUUAGAAAAUGCAUGCACUGUGAGAUUACAAAGACCCCGCAAUGGAGAGCUGGCCCUAUGGGCCCUAAGACUCUGUGUAACGCAUGUGGGGUGCGCUAUAAGUCGGGCCGGCUUUUCCCAGAAUACCGGCCCGCAGCAAGCCCAACAUUUGUUUCUUCAUUGCACUCCAAUUCUCACAAGAAGGUUCUAGAGAUGAGGUCUAAGGUUAGCCACAAUGCAGAGAUGUCUGCCGCUGCAACUCCCAUUACAGACGCGACAGAAUUAAUGACGAGGAGCAUCCAUAUGCUUGAUUACAUAUGAUAGUAGUGAAAGUUUUUUUUUUUUAAUAUAUUUUUCUUUUCUUUUUCGGGGUCUCAUUGUUUAAUUAUUAGUUGGUUCUUUUAUUUCAAUUUUGUACAUAGAUGGGGAAAGGGAAUAGAGCUUGACCACAUUUUAGCUGGUAGAGAGAAAGGAAAAGAAACAAAAAUUAUUGGUGGGAAGAGGGCAGGUAGAGAGAAUUUAAGUUUAGGUUUAGGUUUAGGAUUCAGUCAUUCAGCUCAGCUUUAGUGAUGGGUAGGCUGGUUAGCUAUUGUUUCUUAAUUCGGCUUUUUUUUUUCCUUUUUGGAAUUAUUUUUGCAGUUCAUUUGCUGUUAGGAAAUUCCGAUAUAUGUUUUAAUUGGAUGCUUCGUCUCCAUAA